Choloepus didactylus (southern two-toed sloth) is the source of this 1404-nucleotide messenger RNA. RefSeq names its product potassium two pore domain channel subfamily K member 16 (gene KCNK16). Gene Ontology annotation, cellular component: membrane. Gene Ontology annotation, biological process: stabilization of membrane potential; potassium ion transmembrane transport. The record is from RefSeq and is a predicted model, not a curated record. The coding region runs from base 219 to 1103 and encodes 294 amino acids. The transcript is spliced from 7 exons. Lineage: Eukaryota; Metazoa; Chordata; Mammalia; Pilosa; Megalonychidae. Gene Ontology annotation, molecular function: potassium ion leak channel activity.
UGAAGGGCUGGUGGUUCCUAAGCUUGGGGGCUUGAAGCCUUCAGGAGUGAGAAGCUGGGGCCCCCAAGGGAACCCACUGGGGCCUGGGUAGAGUAGGCGAGUUUAUCAGAGCUGACCUGGAAACACCCACCCAACUUAGAGGCAGAGGAUGAAAGACGGUGACCUCAGGAGGAUGCGCCAGCCCCACAGUCCCAGCCCAGCCCGAUCCCAGCCACGCCAUGCCUGGUACUGGGCUCUGCAGCUGCUGGGGAGGCCGGGUGCUGCCCCUGCUGCUGGCCUAUGUCUGUUACCUGCUGCUCGGCGCCACCGUCUUCCAGCUGCUGGAGAGGCAGGCUGAGGCGCAGUCCAGGGACCGGUUUCAGUUUGAGAAGCUGCACUUCCUGAAGAACUACACCUGCCUGGACCAGCAUGCCCUGGAGCAGUUUGUGCAGGUCAUCAUGGAAGCCUGGGUGAAGGGCGUGAACCCCAAAGGCAACUCCACCAACCCCAGCAACUGGGACUUUGGCAGCAGCUUCUUCUUUGCAGGCACAGUCAUCACUACCAUAGGGUACGGGAACCUGGCGCCCAGCACAGAGGCAGGCCAGGUCUUCUGUGUCUUCUACGCCCUGGUGGGCAUCCCGCUCAACGUGGUCUUCCUCAACCACCUGGGCACAGGGCUGCGCGCCCACCUGGCCGCCCUUGAGAGGUGGGAGGACCGGCCCAGGCGCUCCCAGCUACUGCAGGUCCUGGGCCUGGCGCUCUUCCUCACCCUGGGGUCGCUGAUCAUCCUCAUCUUCCCACCCAUGGUCUUCAGCCACGUGGAGGGGUGGAGCUUCGGCGAGGGCUUCUACUUUGCCUUCAUCACUUUUAGCACCAUUGGCUUCGGGGACUAUGUCGUUGGCACGGGCCCCAGCAAGCACUACAUUUCAGUGUACCGGAGCCUGGCGGCCAUCUGGAUCCUCCUGGGCCUCGCGUGGCUGGCACUGAUCCUCCCGCUAGGCCCCCUGCUUCUGCAAAGGUGCUCCCAGCUCUGGCUGCUCAGCAGGGGCCUCAGCCUCAAGGAAGGGGGAGUCUCUGGGACUGAUGGGCUCCCCAGACCUCAGAAGAUCUCCAUCUCCACCUAAAGCUGUUGAGUGGCCCCAACAGCCUCUCCCAGCUUCCCCCAGCUCACCCCAGAUGCCCUCUGGAUUUUCUGCUUCACCUUCUUCUCUCCCAAACUACUCACUUUGCAGCCCAGAACUCUCCAGAGAGAGAAGGGAGACCAAUGUGUCCAAGAAAGUAACAGAGAGUCAACGUAGAGGCAGGACCAUAGACACGUGUAAAGGAGCAAGACGUGCACCUUUGUCCUGGACCUCUGACCCUUUCCCCUCAAAACUGACCUGGAAAGGUUGUAUCCAAACAUGAGUCACUGUGACCAACUCUCCA